Messenger RNA from Lasiodiplodia theobromae, 2655 nucleotides. RefSeq names its product HbrB-like protein. The transcript has a single exon. Lineage: Eukaryota; Fungi; Ascomycota; Dothideomycetes; Botryosphaeriales; Botryosphaeriaceae. The coding region runs from base 1 to 2655 and encodes 884 amino acids. Gene Ontology annotation, cellular component: TORC2 complex. Gene Ontology annotation, biological process: TORC2 signaling. The record is from RefSeq and is a predicted model, not a curated record.
AUGGCCUCCUCGCCCGCCCGCACCGUCCUGAGCUCGCCGCCUGCGCACUCGCAGCCCCGCAGCAGCCAGACGCCCACCUCGGCCCACCGCCAACGCCAACAAUCCGUCUCCAACGACGACCAGUCCGACACCGACAGCGACUCCUCGCGCAUCACCGCACUCUCCAUCCACAAGCAGAACACCCGCUCGCCGCCCGCCAACUAUCCCCAGAGCACUCCGAGCUACAGCCCCCAGCUGCAGCGGCCCACCGUCAACCACGUUUCGAGCAAUGUGCAGAGCGCCAUAAACGACCUGUCGCGCGACCAGCGCCCGCCCGGCGUGCACACUCCGCCGUCGCAUCCUGGCCAUCGCCCUCGCCAGCACUCGCAGGGCUUCUUUGAGCCCUCUCUUCCCACCGCCUCGCACUCCAACUCUCCGAGCAUGUCCAAUCUGUCCGCUUCGCAGAUCGCGGCCCAGGCUGCGAUGCACGCGCAGCAGCACGACCACCAGCUGCACCGUAAGCGCUCCACCACCAUACCCGAGCCCGGCCAGAACAUCCAAACCCGCCGGAAACCUUCGAGUCCUUCGCCUGUCGUGCCGCCGCUGAACAUAAACCAAGGUUUGAGUGUGCCCAACCAGUACCAAAACGGUGUUCCUGGGGGCCAGAAGCUUGCCGCGACCGCCGCUGCAAACACCGUCUUUCCCAGAAGCCCGCUUGCUUCGCCCAGUCCCGACUUUAAUUCCCGCCCCAUGUCGCCUCAAGUGAUGCCCGAGAAGGAGCUGAAGCCCGUCAAAGAGAAGUCCAAGAUGAAGCUGUUUUCCAAGCCCAAGAGCAUAGGCAUAUCAAGAGAAAAGGACGCCGCCAAAGGGCUGCCUGCCCUCCCUUCGCCCGGUCGACCCGGCAUGUACAGCUCGAGUGCCCUCAGUGCCAUGCCGAUGAACCAAUCAACCACCAGUCUGAUCGACCACAAGAUGCCUACUCCAUCUUUGUAUUCUCUUGCAAAUGCCUCGACUUCGACCCUGGUUCCAUCAGACCGUCUGCCCAUGUUGCCGGAAAAAGAGAAAGAGAAAGAAAAACAUCAUCGCCAUUUCCUGUCGCGCCAGAAGCACAAACUGAAGCAUGAUGAUCAUAGCCUUCCGCUCUCUUCUGCAUCCAGCAAUUCCAAGCCGACGGAUCCAAGCGCACCGCAACCGCUCUACAACUUUGCCGCUCCCAACUCGCCGGGCCAUUCAAGUACCUUUGCUCAGUCAAUGAGUGGUUUGGACCUGAGACACGGCGGCCGAGCUUUGCGGCAGAAGAAGAAGGAAGAAAAGGCUGCAAAUGCUCACGCUGCUUCUCUGGAGAAUAUUGAAACAACGUACCGCGAGCGCGAUGGUUCUCUUCAGUUGGAACGGCCCGAAUGGCCAAAUGCUGCCGGUCUGAGCACGUCCGCACCCACUGCAUCUUUACUGUCAACCGGGCUUGCUUUGGAAACCUCACAGACGUCUGUCGCAACCCUUGGCGCCAUUUUCGGUGUGCCAGGAAUGACUCCAGAUGAUGCAUGGCCUCUCAUCAAGGCACGUGUUCUCCUAAUAUUCGAGGGCGAGGAUCCCCGCCCUCCAAUAGAAGACUUCAACGCCCUUGUGUCGGUGCACCUGAGACGCUGCAUACAACGACAAGCGCCCACGGUCAUCAUAGAGGAUCUUUUUGAACUGCUGCAGACGGGGUUUCUCUCCCUCGACCAGACCUUGAGACACUGUCCAGAUGACCGUCUCGUGCCAAAACUGGUGGAUAUGUGGACAAUUAUUCUCUACACGAUCCUGCCUUUCGUACAAGCCGUCUUCCUGCCCCUCGACAUGGAGUUCAAAGGUAGAGGCAUCAUGAAUCCGAAAGAAGCGGCUGGGUUCUGGGGAGCCUCUCUUCCUAACAGGAGCCGUGCAGACUCAAACGAGUCGAGAUCGAAGCAACUUCCCACGAUCGGCGAAGAGCUUGAAGUUCGGCGUCUGACGCUCAUCACUUUCCGUGAUAUCAUUAUCCUUCCGCGUAACGAGACGCUCAUGGCCAUCUUCUCUCGUUUAUCACUUGAGAACAUCAACGCCGGCAUCGUGGACUCCCACCCAUCCCCCGACUCAACGAGCCAGUUCUCCCACCAAACAUCACCGGCUACGUACCCUGCCCGUCCCGGGACUUCGACUAGCCUCGGCGACACCAGCUGGCCGGCCAGCCACAGCGCCUCCCACAGCCACAACUCAGCCUCCAACAUUCUCGAGAGCACCGCGUCGUCCUUUUCGAAUCCCUUCACCUCGUCGAACUCGCGCAGCCGUGCCACGUCCAACACAUCGGCGGGUUCCUUCCACAGCCUGCCGUCCAACGUUCACCUCGCCGGCCACGGCCGCAGCCACUCCAACCCGCAAAACUACUACAACCACCAACUGGCGCCCCCACCUCCGCCUGCGCCACCGCAGCCGAUGGAUACGGCCAAGGUCAUGGAAACGGUCGCGCGCAUGCUCCAGUGCGUCAGCAUCCUGAUUAGCAUCCGGAGCGGCGACGACGCGCAGGCGAAGAUGGAGAAGUUGGCGGCGGAGCUGAAGUACAACUGGUUUGGCAGGGGACGCACUGGAAGGAAUAGGCGAGGCUUUGUUGGGAGGAAGGGGACAAGUAUCGGGACAUUGGUGAGGGUUGGAGAGGGAGAGUAG